Molecule: messenger RNA, 828 nt
Organism: Torulaspora globosa
Lineage: Eukaryota; Fungi; Ascomycota; Saccharomycetes; Saccharomycetales; Saccharomycetaceae
Gene: MCO32
Product: Mco32p
Exons: 1
Coding region: 1-828 (275 amino acids)
Source: RefSeq, a predicted model, not a curated record
AUGGUUGCCAUCUUACAGUCAGAUGGCCCUCUUAACACAUUCUUGGUGUAUACGAAAAAGUACUUAAGUUCGACCCAUGGCUGGAAAGAAGCUCGGUCUGUAGACGGUCGACGAACGAGCAAUAUGUCCUUCAGAGCUUCAGCUGCUCUGUCAAAUUGUUGGCAGGGAUCUGUGCGAUGUUACUCAGCUAGGCACAGCAAUUUGGGUCAGAUAACGGAGUAUCUUCUUAAGGAAGGAGUUCCGAACUUACUGCAAACGUCCUUUGAAGACCGCUACCUGGAUGAACAAAUCCGGCUGCGUUUCCUGCCUACGACUCAUCCGUAUUUCCCGGUGUUGCAGGGGAAGACCAAGUAUAAGGCUUCUUUGAAUGCUAUACGGGUUAUAAGCAAUAAGCUGAUACUGAGCAAGGACUGCAAGUUGCAUGUGAACUCCGUGACGACUUUGCUGAGGGACAACAAGACUCACCGAUACAAUUGUGUGACUGGAAAUGACAAGCUAGUCGUGAAAUGGCAAAGUUGUACGCCGCAGGAGACAUUUCAGCAUCGUGGAACCCAAGGUAAAGUGAGCUCUGUGCCACAGAACUUGCUGGCAGAGACAGCGCCUCCCGUAGUCAAAUACAUCCUUCAUCCAACAGGUAAACCACUAUCCAAGGAGAUGAUAAGCAACGAGGAACCCCUGGUGGCAGAGAGCGAUUUGAUAAACCGUGUGGUCAAGGGAAUAUUUGUAUUUGAGUUUAACGAAGAUAAUUCUAAGAUAUCUGUACAUACUUUUGAAGAUGUUGAAAUGAUUGAUUUUAAAAAGAUAGAGACAGGGGCCUUGGCGUGCUAA